Messenger RNA from Chara braunii, 1186 nucleotides. Lineage: Eukaryota; Viridiplantae; Streptophyta; Charophyceae; Charales; Characeae. The record is from the annotation of a GenBank genome assembly.
CGUUGCUUUGCGGGCAUCAACGGAGGCCGUGUGUGUGUGUGUGUGAGAGAGAGAGAGAGAGAGAGAGAUUGGAUGAGAUGCGCAUCGCCGAACGGAGAUGGCUAUGGCAGGAUCUUUGUCACAUUGUUUGGCGGAGGAGCGAGAGGAGUGGGAGGAGCGGGAGGAGCGGGAGGAGCAGGGGGAGCGGGAGGAGCGGGAGGAGGGAUGGUAAAAGGAGCGGACAGAGGAGUGGGAGGAGGAGCGGGAGAAGGUGCGGGAGAAGGAGCGGGAAGGGAGAUGCGAAGGGGCAGAGGAGCUGCGGGAGGAGGAGCUGGAGAAGGAGUGGGAGGGGAAACGGAGAGGGGGUUAACGAACGCACAGGACGCGGAGGAGGGGGGGAGAUAUAGGUGGAGGAGAAGCAGCAGGAGCACGAGGACGAGCGGGAGGAGUGGGAGGAGGAACGGGGAAAGAGCAGGGGAAGCAGCGGGAGAAGGAGAAGCAGCAGGAGGGAGAGCGGGAGGAGGAGAGGGAGGAGCAGCAGGAGAACGAGCGGGAGCGGGGCUAUGGCGGGAUGUUUGUCGCGUUGUUUGGCGGAGGAGCGGGAGGAGGGGGGGGAGGGGGAGGAGCCGAAGAAGGAGCGGGAGGAGGUGUGGGAGAAGGAGCGGGAGCGGGGCUAUGGUGCGGGAAGAGGAGCGGGCGGAGGGGGACGAGGAAUGGGGGGAAAAGCAGGAGAAGCAGUGGAAGAAGGACAAGCAGCAGGAGCGGGAGGAGCAGCAAGAGAGGGAGCGGAAGAAGGAGAGGGAGGAGGAGAGGGAGGAGGAGAGGGAGGAGGAACGGGAGAAAGAGCGGGAGCAGGGCUAUGGCAGGAUCUUUGUCACGUUGUUUGGCGGAGGAGUGGGAGGAGCGGGAGAAGGAGGGGGAGAAGGAGGGGGAGGGGAUUCGGGAUGGGUAGCGGGAAUAUCCCCUGCUGGGCGACGAGGACAGUAGGCAACACCCUUACCCCGUAUGGAUCCGAAAUUGCGAUCUAUAAACGAUGAAACCUUUCAUUCUGCACCAUGGACUGCGAGUUCAUAUGGAAGCGUGGACUGCUCCUCUCCGCAUAGCCUCUAAGGAUUGGAAUGAAAAGUGUGUGUGUGUGUGUGUGUGUGUGUCCCUUCAAUGCUUUUUUUGUGCACACACACUGAAAAAACAAAUAUCAGCAAGUCUG